AUGUCAAGGGGUGAUUUUGCAGCCAAUUCAACAUUUGCUAAUCAACCGCCAGGUUAUGGAACGUUAGGUGGACAAGGAUACCUUCCCGGAAGAGGAAGAAGUACAUUUAAUACCAUUUCUCAAAACAUUUCAUCUGCUAUUGCUGAAAUAAAUAGAAAUGUUACUUCUCUCAACCGGCUCUCUAAGCAACUUGGAACUACUAGAGAUGGAACCGAUUUGCGUGUAAAAUUGCGUGAUAUGCAACAAUCGACUAAUGCUACCAUUAAUGAGACAACAAGAUUAGUUAGGGAAUCAUCCUCAAGUUUGGACGGUUUUGAAAAAGCGGAAAAAUUAAGAUUCGAUAAACUGAAGAGCGAUUUUAUGACGGCCGUUAAAUCCUACAGCACUUCGCAAACGAAAAUUGCCGAAAAGGAAAGAGCUACUCCUCUAUCCUCAAAGCGCAAUUAUGAAGUCACUCAUAGAGGCGAGGAUCCCUACUUGGCAGAAGAGAAACAAAGACUCGUCGAGGAAGAAGACAGAAGACAAAAAUUAGAUAAUUUAAAAAUGCAGCAGCAACAGUUAGAUGAAGAUACUGAACUCAUUGAAGAGAGAAGUAGGCAAAUUCAUGCGAUUGAGGCUGAUAUCAUAAACGUGAAUGAAAUUUUCAAAGACUUGGCUGUAAUAGUGCAAGAACAGGGAGAAGUAAUCGGUACAUUUUCAAGACAUUUACUAUUAAAAAAGUAG
This is a messenger RNA of Trichoplax adhaerens, 723 nucleotides long. RefSeq lists its product as uncharacterized. The transcript is spliced from 9 exons. Gene Ontology annotation, molecular function: SNARE binding; SNAP receptor activity. The record is from RefSeq and is a predicted model, not a curated record. Gene Ontology annotation, biological process: vesicle-mediated transport; intracellular protein transport; vesicle fusion. NCBI's taxonomy places the organism in Eukaryota, Metazoa, Placozoa, Uniplacotomia, Trichoplacea, Trichoplacidae. Gene Ontology annotation, cellular component: SNARE complex; membrane; endomembrane system. Bases 1 to 723 code for a protein of 240 amino acids.